Messenger RNA from Anopheles arabiensis, 4308 nucleotides. RefSeq lists its product as uncharacterized. The record is from RefSeq and is a predicted model, not a curated record. NCBI's taxonomy places the organism in Eukaryota, Metazoa, Arthropoda, Insecta, Diptera, Culicidae.
UUGCCGCAGCGAGAGUUAGUUUAUGCUGCGCAACUAACCGCGAUUGACUGCGUCUCCGGAGUGUCUGUCUGGUUUGUGUGUGUGUGCCUGGCGUGUCUCUGUGUUUGUGAUGCUGUGCAUAAAGUAACGGCCCCCGCUAGGAUAUGAUGCCGCACGUCCUGAUCGUCGUGCUGAGCGUGAUCGUGAGCAUCGCGGCGGGCAGCGUGCGCCACUGGACGCGCUGUGAAGUGGCCCGCGAGCUAGCGCUCAAGCACGUCCCGGAAGAGCAGAUCGCCGAUUGGCUGUGCAUCGCCGAGCAGGGUGCGUCGUACAACGGGUCGGCCGUGAACGCGCGGUUCAAACAUUACGGCGGCAGUGGCUAUUACGGGCUGUUCCAGCUCAUCGACCGGUACGCUUGCGCCCGGUACGGUUCGAUCUGCGGGCUGGCGACGUGCAACCUGCUGCUCGAUGACGAGCUGGACGAUGACAUUGAGUGUAUGCUGAAGGUCCAUGCGGCUUACGUGCGGGAGCUGGGCGAUGGUUUCGCUGCGUGGCCGAUCCACGCGACGGCAUGCCGCGGGGUUCGGAAGAUCCCGUUCGAGGACUGUAUCGAUGAGGAGGUCGUGCGGGUGCAGGAGUACUUUAAGCGCAAGCGUGCGAAGGCAAAAAAAGCGAACCUUGUGCAGGCGACGGUCGGGAAGGUGUACGAACGGUGCGAGCUGGCGAUGGAGCUACGCGAUCGACAUCGAAUGCCGAUGGAGCAGAUCGCAACCUGGGUGUGCAUUGCGUACCACGAGAGUCGGUUCAAUACAUCCGCAGAGGGGCGUCUCAAUGCGGACGGAAGUGGCGAUCAUGGGCUGUUUCAGAUCAGUGACAUCUACUGGUGCUCGCAGGAUGACCAUCGGCCGGGCAAAGCGUGUCGCGUUACUUGUGCCGCCAUGAGGGACGAUGACAUUGCUGAUGAUGUGCGGUGCGUUAGGACGAUCUACGACGAGCAUCAGCGCAUUUCGGGCAAUGGCUUUCACGCCUGGACCGUGUACCGACCGUACUGCGAGGGACGGGAAGCAAGCUUCGUGCACAACUGCUUCGAAGGGGAAACGCAUCCAACGACGCAGAAUAAACCAAGGCCCGGGAUUGUUGCUCCAACGACCAUUCCGACCGUCCCGAAGAAGAGUUUGGCGGAGGUUGGCAAGGUGUACGAUCGCUGUGAGCUGGCGAAUGAUUUGCUGCACAAGUUCCACCUGCCGAAGGAGCAGGUUGGUACGUGGGUGUGCAUUGCUUACCACGAGAGUCGGUUCAAUACAUCCGCAGAGGGGCGUCUCAAUGCGGAUGGAAGUGGCGAUCAUGGGCUGUUUCAGAUCAGUGAUAUCUAUUGGUGCUCUCCACCGGGCAAUGGGUGGGCUUGUGGAGUGAGUUGCGAUGCGUUUGACAUCAGUGACGAUGUGCAAUGCGUAAAGACGAUCUACGAAGAGCAUCAGAGACUGUCUGGGGACGGGUUUAAUGCCUGGUCAGUGUACAAGCCCUACUGUCAGCGUGAUGCGGUGAAUACGUUCGUUCGUGGUUGCUUUGGAGAAGAGGUGGACAUUGCCCAUCCAGUGACGGUCCCACGACCUGCCAUCACAGCACCAACGAGAGUGCCCCAGACACGCACGUCCCCUGGCAAAGUGUUUGAACGCUGCGAACUAGCCCAAGAGCUUCACCGACAGGGUCUUUCCCUGGAGCAAACCGCAAUCUGGGUGUGCAUCGCCAAGUAUCAAUCGAACUUCAACAGUUCCGCGCUCGGGUACGGCCCGAACGGUGUGCAGUACCACGGUAUGUUUCAGCUGAGCGACGAGUACUGGUGCUCGCCGCCCGGUCGCGGUUGGGUUUGUGGCAUCAGCUGCGCCCAGCUGCGGGACGCCGACCUCAGCGACGAUCUUGGCUGCAUGCAGUUCAUCUUCGAGGAGCAUGCGCGCAUUUCCGGCGAUGGUUACAACGCCUGGGCAGUGUAUCAACCGUACUGCCGGGGGAAAAGCGACACCAUGAUCGAGGGGUGCUUCGAGGAGGGUGAAAAUGCGAUCGUUCCCACACCACCGACCACGAGGCGGCCGAUCGCGCCGCCGAAGAAUUUCCCCCGCGGCAAGGUGUACGAGAGGUGUGAGCUGGCACGGGAGCUGUACUAUCGGCACGGGCUGCCGUACGACCAGAUCGCCACGUGGGUUUGCAUAGCGCACCGGGAGUCGAGCUACAAUGUGUCGGCGAUCGGGCGGCUGAACGCGGACGGCAGUGAGGACCACGGGCUGUUUCAGAUCAGCGACAUCUACUGGUGCUCGCCCCCCGGGAAGGGAUGGGUCUGCGGGCUGUCCUGUGCCGAUCUGGAGGAUAACGAUCUGGCGGAUGACGUGGAGUGCAUGAAGACGAUCUACGAGGAGCACACGAGGCUGUCGGGCGAUGGGUUCAACGCUUGGGCCGUGUACCGGCCGUACUGCAAGGGACGAGCGGACCGGUACAUUGACGGUUGCUUCGAAGAUCCCGACGAUACGACGACGACGACAACGGCAGCGAUCACGACAAUGCCAACCACCACGCGAUCGCGCACGACAAGGUCACGGACAAGUACGACAAAGUUGCCGCGCUGGAGUACGGUACCUCGCACGACCACCAUCACAGCCACCACCACCACCAAGGUAAGGUCUACACAACGCCAGACAGUAAAAACAAGCCGCCCAUCCACCGUCUCGACGACGGUGCCCCCUUCAACCACAAGCCUGUACGAGUUCUAUCUGAACAACUUCGGCCGCCGUCCCGCCGUCAGCACCGCCGCGCCGGUGUACACGUUCAAACCGUUCGCUUCCCGGCUGCGGGCAACCGAAAGCACUGCCACCGAAAGCUCGUCAACGCUGUCCACCGCCGCCACCACACUGCCACCGGUCGUGACCACUGCAAGGUUUAGUGACUUUAAUCGCUGGUUUCAGGCCGGUUAAACGCAAACGGGGCGUUUAAAACGAUCUUCCCAAAGUAGACUCUAAAUGCGUCUGUUCGGUAGCACCUUUUAAAAAGAUAAAUAAAUCUCCGCUCGUUUUUAUUUGUUGCUUUCUAUACAAUCAAACCAGUUUGUGACAUUUAGCGGGAGAAAAAAAAAGAUCACUUGCAGCAAAGAAAUAAAUCCCACGAAUGAAUCACGCCAAAAAAGGAGAUGGGUUUUUGAUUACAGGCUACGCAGCAGACAACAAUUCGUACCAGUUCCGUUCUUUAUGCUUUUGGGCGAAGGGGGUUGAUUUGCAUAAGUUGACACCUGCCGGCUCGGUAGAAGAUCACUCAUCGCUGGUUUCGUACAUGAUGCGACAGGAAAUUCCCCAUAAAUAGGGACCAAAUGUUGGUUUGAUGACGUUAGAGCACAAGAUUUUAAUCUUAUUAUGGGAGACUAUCCAUACAUUACGUAACGCGCAUAAGUGAGAGGGCGUAGAGGGUUUUAGGCCCUUUUGGCAUAAUACAAAACAAUAUGUUCCAUCAAUUUAAUUUUGUAUGCAGGUGAAAUUAUGCAAAAACUUCAUGCAAAACAGCAAAAACUCUUUAAGCCUGGAAAAGUAUCAGCAAACGUCAAUUCGUUGCUUCCUUGAUAAAGUGUAGUCAUGUGUAUAUUUUUAAAUUAACUAUGAAGCUGUGAAACGUAAAUAAUAGUUUUAAACGAUGUUUCCAACAUAUAAACAGUUAAAAAUUAUAACAUAUAAAAAACGGGGUAUUUUUUGGACGUACCAUUUUCCAAAUUAUCAAACCAAAAUGGAAUCGAGGGGGUUAAAAGAGGCAUGGAGCCUAACAGUUACGUAAUUUAUAGAUGGCCAUUAUCUUCAGCGAUUCAUUUUGCUCAACUAGUCGUGAAAGAGCAUGAAAAACAUAGUUUUUUUGAACGAGGAACACUAAAUUAUUAUUUUGUUAUUUUACGUAAUUUAUGGAUGACCCCUUAAGAUCGUAAAUCAUUAUCUUAAAUCGUUGGGCAGUAUUUGGUGGCAUACGGUCAUGUGCAGGCAUUGAUAAACCGAAGAAUUAUUCUUGAAUCACAGCUCCACCGUCACCAGUUUGACAUUUGGUGAGGUUUUACGAGAGUUCUUUCCCCUGCUGAGCAAAUGUUUACACACCUUGAGCCAGACAAACAAUCAGCCAAACGAUCGGUCAUAGCCGGUGUGCCGGUGCGCGUUUGAAUGGCGCAUUAUAAAGGCGCAUGUGUGGGAAAAAUAUCGUAAAGCCAAAGUUCAAUCAGUCCGACCCGUUGAAGGCGCUGCUAUCGGUGAUCUUACGAUCGAUGUAACGCGAUCGCGAUACGACAUAAUUUGUUGCAAAAAGAAAAAAAAA